Molecule: messenger RNA, 424 nt
Organism: Sinocyclocheilus rhinocerous
Lineage: Eukaryota; Metazoa; Chordata; Actinopteri; Cypriniformes; Cyprinidae
Product: ALX homeobox protein 1-like
Exons: 2
Coding region: 15-374 (119 amino acids)
Source: RefSeq, a predicted model, not a curated record
CCUAUGACAUAUCAAUGCUGCCCAGGACAGACAGCUACUCGCAGAUUUCCAACAACUUAUGGACAGGUCCCACUACAGGCAGCUCUGUAGUCUCGUCCUGCAUGAUCCCGCGUGGUUCCCCUCCCUGCGUGACGUCUCCCUACCCCCACUCGCCGAGAGCCAGUGAGCACGGUUACGUGGGCUUCCCCAAUCACCAGCAAAAUCAGUUUGGAGUGUCUCUCAAUAACUUCUUCGCCGAUUCACUUCUGGCUCCUUCACCGAACAGUCACGCCGCGUUUGAGACCAAACCUGAGUUUGAACGGCGGUCCUCCAGCAUUGCUGUGCUGCGGAUGAAGGCGAAGGAACAUGCAGCUAACAUAUCUUGGGCCGUGUGAACUCUGAACUUGUUAGUGCUGAUCUGAACAGUUUUUUUGCCAAAUAACAA